Molecule: messenger RNA, 956 nt
Organism: Notothenia coriiceps (black rockcod)
Lineage: Eukaryota; Metazoa; Chordata; Actinopteri; Perciformes; Nototheniidae
Product: general transcription factor IIF subunit 2-like
Exons: 3
Coding region: 60-464 (134 amino acids)
Biological process (GO): transcription by RNA polymerase II; transcription initiation at RNA polymerase II promoter
Cellular component (GO): transcription factor TFIIF complex
Source: RefSeq, a predicted model, not a curated record
UGGUUACAUUGAACUACAUCGCUCUGGUGUUUGUAAUUUUUCCAGGUGAAUAAGUGUGGAUGGUAUGUCAUGCAGUGAUCAUCAUGGUUUUUAACAGGUUACAACUUGAAGAAUUGGCCAAGCCAGUCAGGCUGUCCCAGCAGUUAGAGAAAGCGGUCACCAGCAACUACAAACCUGUGGCCAACCAUACCUACAAUCUUGAGUAUGACCGGAAAAAGAAGGAAGAAGGCAAGAGGGCCAGACUGGACAAACAGCAGGUGUUGGACAUGUUGUUUUCUGCUUUUGAAAAGCACCAGUUCUACAACAUCAAAGACCUGGUGGAUAUCACCAAACAGCCUGUGACUUACUUGAAGGAAAUCUUGCGUGACAUUGGCGUUUACAACGUGAAGGGAACACACAAGAAUACCUGGGAGCUCAAACCAGAAUACCGACAUUAUCAAGACGAUGAAAAGACUGACGAAUAGUUUCUGUCCCUCCCAAGGCCGAUGCUCCAUGUUUUUAUUCCCCAGGCGAGGCCUUGGCUGGACCUUGGUGUUCUCUCCUAAUUUUUUCUCCUAUCAAGUCUCAGAACACACUGGAUGCUGUGAUCCUGCAAAGUUAAUGUUUUACAGGAAGAGGUUGUAUCUUGGUAUUAUGUAGGAGACUACAAGGGGCAUUUGGAUAAUGUUUGAGCGUCUCUUCCUGAUGUAGUUUGUCACAGCUCCAGCACACCCUUGAGGUAAUGGAUGUAAUGAAUUUACCUCUGGUUAGCAAGUAUAAAAUGUUACAAAACUAUUUAGAGGUAACAGGUUUAUAAGAAAAGGAUGUGACUGAUUCUUUUUUUAGACAUUUGAGUUAAAAUAUUUGUAAAAGAUUGCUGUUAUUCUACAUUUGUGCUUGACGUAUUUGCCUGUUUUAUCUGUAAUUUUAAAGGUUUACAUAUGACAAAUACAAUAAAUGUGUUUUAAUAGAAAAUU